AAAGAUGUAUCUUCAGUGAUAUUAUUUUGUUCACGCGUGACGGAACAUUCUACGCGAUAUUUUACACUCGAAGUCAUUAUCACUUUUGCGUUUGUUUGUAUAUGUUUUAAAGUUUCUAAAACCAGUUACUUUCAUUGGAAUAAAUAAUCAAAUUAGACUUGUUGGAAGUUCCAUUCGAUGGAUGUAUUCAUACGAUCUGAAAACACCUUGGCAAACUGAAUUUUCGACCGACAUAUUCUUCAGGUCUUUCAAAGGACUUCAAGGACAUCAACUUUUGCUGAACCGAACUCCAAUAGUCUGUGAGCAUUCAGAGUCAAUCAUCAAUUCAAGAUGUACGAAUAUCAAGAGUCUUUGAAUAUACCUCCAGCAUCCGGUACACCGAAUGAAGAUAUCAAAAAAGUUUUCGAUCUUCUCGCACAAGGGGAGGCUAAAAUGAGUACACAACCCAAACUCGAGAAUGUAACAUUAAUAAUGGGAAAUACAGGGGCAGGAAAAAGUACAUUAACGCAGAGACUUUCCGGAAAUGAUAACGCACUGAUGUCAAUCAAAGACGAUCUCGAUUACACCAUUAACAAACUUGACGGCACAGCAACCAACACCUCCUUUGCUACAUCUACAACAACAUUUCCAGAACUAGUGCUAGACAAGAAUGACACAAGUAUCGCGUAUUACGACUUUCCAGGAUACAUGGACACCAGAGGAACGCCUAAUAAACUCACAUCAUCUUAUUUCAUGAAAAAAGCUGUAGACAAAGUAAAACGCAUCAAGAUACUCAUUCUGAUAAAUCAUUUUUCGUUAACCAACAACAACCCAACGGAAGACUUCAUAAACCUUUUCAAACAUACCACCAAUUUCAUCAAAAAUAUUGAUAAAUAUAAAGAUGCUAUUGCUUUGGUUGUAACAAAAGUUCGGUAUCCUGGAAUUGCAGACAGCAUAAUCAUUCAAAAAAUAGCUGCAUCCAUCGAAAAAUACAAGAAAGUGUUGGAAAAACGAGCAGGCUAUGCCAAUGAAAUAAAACUUAUCGACCUGUUGUUACAGCAAGUAGGAGGCACGUUCCCAAAAAUACAAAUCUCCAGGUCACCCAAUCAAGAAGGGCUCCUAAGCAAUAUCCCUUUACUUCAAGAAAAUAAAAAACAAAUCAAAGCAAUGAUUGAGAACCUUAAUUUUGUAGAAAAAGUGGGAUCCGAUUUUGGUUACUUUGUACCAAACGACUCAUUACACGAUGUUGGUAAAGUAAUCCGUGAAAUAAACCAGAGAAUAUCAACGAGUAUUGAAAAAAGUGGCAAAGAAAUGCAGAAAUAUUUCAUCAAUCAAGAAGAUCAGAUUUAUGAUCUAUCUAAGCUGAGUAGUGAGACGAGCUUAGUUCACAGUAAAUUAGUCUACUUGAAGAAAGUAGCAAAAUUACAAAUAGAAUCCAGGAACUGUUUGCAAGAACUUCUGAGUUAUGCUGCCUCCAUGGAUAGCAAACCAAUUCAACAGGAUUUGCUCACCGCCAUGCAAUAUGCUCAAUAUUCUUCUUUCUUGCAGACUUUAAGCAAUUACCCAACAACAGGCACUGGCGAUUCAUUCACAUGUGCUGAAGGAUUGAACAAAAUCAUCCAGUACACCGAUAGGUCAAAAAAAUGGUAUAAAUUUUUGAUAGAGCUACACAACAGAUUGCACACAUAUGAAAUACAGAAAGAUAUCAGCAAUGGGUUGUGCACUGAACUUGCUAAUGCAGUAGCAGUAGCUCAUACAAAAGCAAUAAACAAUACCAUCCCACUUCUUGGUCCUCUAAAGAAAUGCUUCCCAAAAUACGACUAUGAAUUGAAUGAAAUUGCAAAAAUAACACUAGAUGAACCAAAAUUGAACACUUUGCGCAGAAUUUUGGACACCGCACUAAAAUAUAAUUUGUACCAUUUGUGUGAUUCUAAUAAGCUCACAAUGAAAGGCAACACUGUUAAACUCAGUGAUAUUUUCAAAUGCAACCGUGAACCAAUACCCAAUAACAUAGAAAUUUUUGCAUUGAACAAAGUAUUCAUUGAUACCGAUCUAAAUAUGACCAGUAAUGAAGCAAAACUUCGCAUUAUAGCACCAACUUGGGAAAAUUUGGGAAUUCGUAAAAUCACACUAGCAGAUGGACAUAGUUCACCAAAAGCCCAACGUGUCAUCAUUUUGAAAGAAAAUUCCACGGAUGGUGAAACUAAGCCACCUGGAACAUCCCCAGAAAAUUUCUUAGGCAUUGGUGAAACUUCAACCGAUCUUCAAGAGCUCACUAUCACAGUCAAUUAUGGUCAAAGCAACCCUAAAACACAAGUUGCCCCAGAUAAAGAUUCAUUCCCAAAUUCAUAUGCAAUAAACAAUUACAAAAUGUACGCUAGGGAAAACCUGUUUCACAAUUUACAGGAAUCUCAUCUAACAAAAUUUCUCAACCAUCUUGAAAAAAAUGAACUUGUUCAACGUUAUUUUUAUGACACCAAAGGCUUUCUGCAUGACUUCAAGAAUUUAGAAAGCCAAUAUCAUCAAAUGAUUAGUUCAGGUUCAAGAAAUGUAUUGGAUCUUUAUCAGUCACUAUUGAACAGAGUUGAAUCAUUUGCUUCUCAUAAUGCAGACAAUCUUCAUGCCAGCGAUAGUAAUGUGCUACAUUACCUAAGUAUGGCUAUUCUGAGUAGAAUUAGUAGCAUCAAAUAUGACUUGGAAAAUUAUCAAGUGGUGGAUAUCAACGGGUAUUUCCCUUUAGUAGAGAGCCAUAUAGAAGAGUACAAAAAACAGCUGAAAGAGAUUCAAAUAAAUACAUUGAAAGAACAAUAUGUGAACACAAUAAAUGCACAAAUAUCUGAAGCUCGUUAUCUAGUUGAGCAAUCAAUUUUUCCACAAAUUGAUGAAAUUCGUCAGCAAAUAGACAAUCAGAUGAAUCUACUCAUUCAGGACAUAGAGGAACAAAGAAAACAAGCAGUAAUUGAGAAGACCGAGUUGAUAAAAAAACAAACUGAACUCGCACAGCAAAUGCCAUUGAGAAGUUUACUCAAGUUGUUGAAUACAGCCAGUUCAUGUCUCCUAUUUCUCGGUCCUUGGGCCGUAGCAGGAGCACAACUAGUCACUAGCUACGCUCAAAGUUUCAUGGAACCUGAUGAAACAGCAAAAACUGCCUUUGCCCAAGUCACAACUACCCAUGAGCGUGAACAACAAUCACUCAGAGAAGUUUUGGAAUCAAAUGAAAUAGAAAGUGCAUCCAGUAGUGUAUCAGAUCAAAAUGAUGCAAAGUUCAGGGAAAUCUCUAAUGAAGUUAGUUCAUUAAACAGUACACUCCAUCAGUCCAUUGUACAAGAGGAUGCCUACAAUGCAAUCAAAAAAAAUAUCAAGGAGAAAUUGACGGAAUAUCACGACGACCUACUCGCCCAAAAAGCUGAACUAGAAAAACAAACAAAUUAUGAAUCAGAAUCCAAACACAUUGAAACUAUACAAGAAAUAGAUUCAAAAAUCAACUGGGCUAAUGUUAUGCAAACAACUUUUGGUGUAUUAGAAGGUGUUGCUGAUUACAUUAAGGAUAGGGCACAGCAAAAGCAUAAAAAAAUGAUUACAGCAAUAGGGGACAGAAUACAACUUGUGCAGAGCAAAAUUAACCGCAUGCAAGAUUAUGAACAUGAUUUAAAGGCAAUUUUCAUUCCCAAGAUUGGUAACACCCAAGGAAAUUUGCUAACAAUGGUGCAAAAUUCAACCAAUGAAUCUCACGCUGGUCUUGACUUUAGAAGAUGGAAAAUGCAACAUUUUUUGAAUAAUUUCCAGCAGGAAAUGAAGAAUAUAGUUGAAAUAUCAUCCAACCCUGCCAUCAAGAGGAAAAUUACACUAUGUAUAGAUGAUUUAACUAGUGGAAUGAUGACAACUCUUCAAAUAUUUGACCGUAUACAAGAUUAUAAAGAUAAACAAAAAUUUGCCAACUAUAUUGCAGAUCUUAAAUCAGCAGCAACGAUGACCAAUUAUGGAGAAUAUAAGCAAGAUAUAGAUGAAUUGGAGCUGAUAAUCAAAUCAAAUUUGGUGCUACAAGAAUAUGAAAAAGCUCUGGGUACAUUCAAGCAAUACAUUUUCCCAACUGCCAACAUGUACAUGGAUCAGUUCAAUGUAUCAUCAUUUCUCAGACCAACCAACUUGACUGAUGUUAUCAACAAAGCUGGGAAAGAGAUACAUGUCUUAAGAGAUGCUUUGACAAAAAAACUCACUACAGUGACCAACCGUAAUGAUUAUAUAUUCUCAGACAUAAGAUAUAAUCUGAUAAAUGUAGAUCAAAAGCCAUUUUUCACAUGGAAAUAUGACACACAUAAAGAAGAGAUACAUAAAUUACUGCAGGGGCAUGAAAUUACCAUGAAGUCUGACGUUACCCAAGGAAUUGUGAAAAAUGCUGUCAAGUUUAAAGAAAUAGGGAUCAGGUUCAAGUUAGCCAAUGAGACAAUGCAAACUUACUUAGAUAAAGAAACGAUGAAUUUCUUGAUAAAAUUAACACAUUCUGGUGACUCCUACUACAGAUGCAACAAUAGAUACUAUGUCUUAAACCAUAACGUCAUCAGUCUGCAACACACCGUGAAUACUGAUCCUCAGAAUUAUCCUCACUAUGGUCACGAUGAUGAAACAUCAAAGCGUCUAAAAGUAAAUGAACCUUUGUUUAGCCCAUAUGCUACUUGGAGGAUGCAAUUAAUAAGCAGGUCUCAUGACAUGCAUGAAAUUCUAUCAAAAAAUAGCUCCAUAUUUGACCCAUUCAAACAAUUUUUCAACCAACCGAUAGAUCUUGUGCUAGAAGGAUAUGGAGGACAUAUGAGCUAUCCAGCUAAAGUCUGUAAUGAUGAUUUAGAAAAUUAUUAUACUCUGGUUGAAUCAAUAUCUGAACCAUUGCACUACAAUGAGCAUCAACGCCUCUCUAAACGGCAUGUAAGACGUGGCGUUGUUACUAAUCCUGAUGAACCAAUUAAAAGCUCUGCAAACAUCAUCAAAUCUCCAAUAAACACUGCAAUCCGCUUCAUAGGUGACAUUUUGGGUACUUGGAGAUCAAUCUACUUGCCAAAUACAAUUAAUUACUAUUCAAUCAAGGAAGGUGUUCAGUCUUGGUUUGGAGAACUGACACCAUUCAAUGUUCACACAACCAAGGACUUUGAUAAUCAUUUUGGUAGUGCUGCCACAUUCAAUGCAUAUGAAUCAUUAACAUUGAUUGACUUUUUUGUUCGAUGGGUUACAAAGGUGAAACCAUAUGACAAUACAAUCGAUGGAUCAGUAAAUUCUAGCGAAGUUACAGCUUCUGUGCUCAAUAUUAUAACCGAAUUGGAAAAGUUGCUGAAUGAUCUAUCCAUUGAGUACAAUUUACCAACUGAAUCUUUGGAAUUUGAUCCAAUUGUUCUAAUGGCUGCACUAGAAAAAGAAGUGAUCAAUGGUAAUUGUGAGAAGUUGGCAGAAAUUAUACUCCAAACUGUAAUGGGGAGUUUGCAUAAUCCACACAAUGCUGAAUUUUGCAAUGAUGUAGCAAAAAAAAUCACUGAUGUAUUUGGGAAGGAAAAAGAUCAAAAGUCGAUUUUGUUUACAUCAGUUGCUAUUUGCAAAAAUGAAUAAGACUCUCAUUCACUCUCCACAAAAUUUGUUUUCUCCAACGUUUGACUCACUUUCACAUUCUUUUUUAUUUGCACUAAAUUCACAAUUUUAAUCAGAAAAAAUCAGAAGAUUUUUUUAUUUAUACACUUUGAUUCAACUUGUAAUUUUUAAGAAAUACAUAGGUAAUUACCUACCUAUUAUUCAUUACCUAUUCUUAUUUUUAUACAUGAUCAAGCAAAUUUCAAUAAAGUAAAUAUUAUCAUACCUA
Molecule: messenger RNA, 5818 nt
Organism: Planococcus citri (citrus mealybug)
Lineage: Eukaryota; Metazoa; Arthropoda; Insecta; Hemiptera; Pseudococcidae
Exons: 2
Coding region: 331-5571 (1746 amino acids)
Source: RefSeq, a predicted model, not a curated record